GCUGGGUGGAUGCCGUAAAGCAGACGCACAGGGACAAGCAGCAGGGGAAGGCAGGGUGUCACCAGAGCAUGUGGCCUCAUCCUCGAAUGGCCAGGCCACGUCUUCAACAGAAGCUGUUUCACAGCAUGGUUGAGGACCCUGAGUCCGGAUCCGGUGUUGCCCCUGUUUUGGAUGCUGCCUCCAGCCCCCAGGACCUCCUGGCUCGCAUUGAGGAGGAGAAAGAACAGAGCCGCAGGUUCGAGGACCAGCUGCGUACCUGGCUUGACGUCGAGUCCCUGGGCCCUUCCUCUUCCUCCUCACCACUUUUCUUGCCUUCUUCGUUACUGUCUGUACCGGAGAUCGUAGUGCCCUCCCCAAAGAUGGCUGCCCCACCUGCACUUGCCCUGCAGAAGGAGCGCAGUGUCCGCAGUGACCAGGCCAGGGGAGCUGCCAGUUCUAUGGUGAGGCGUCUACAGGAGCUGGAGCAGCUGAUCUCUGCAAUCACAAACCACCUCGCCAGCCUGGAACUGCCGGGUGGCGCAGACUCCCUUCCCCUUCCCCGCAAUGUCCACCACAACAAGUCCCUUCCACUUUUGCCUGCGGACGAGGUUCUGGACGUGGUGGCAAUCUAUGGCGGUGUCCACGGAGCCCACUGGUCUCCAGUCCUUUAG
Molecule: messenger RNA, 650 nt
Organism: Brienomyrus brachyistius
Lineage: Eukaryota; Metazoa; Chordata; Actinopteri; Osteoglossiformes; Mormyridae
Product: germinal-center associated nuclear protein-like
Exons: 5
Coding region: 69-650 (193 amino acids)
Source: RefSeq, a predicted model, not a curated record